AUACCAUACCACGAGAUCAUACUACACGAGACAACGCCAUAAGAUGGAAGCAGAACUCGAAGCAUACGAAUACCAGCUGUCACAGGUCAAGCUCUCGCUCGAGGCCGAUCCGGGCAAUGUCGAGCUCACCACUCUCAAAGGCGAACUCGAGGAGAUCAUCGAUUUGACGAAACAAGCUCUUGGGGUGUCUGGCACGAAGGCGGCAGGUGUGACAGAGGGUUCAAGCAAGGGCAAGGGAAAAUCGAAGGAGAAGGGUUUCAAGGCGGGAGAUGAAGUUUCGGCGCGGUACAAGGACAUGAAAUGGUACCCAGCCCGUAUAACGGCCAUCUCUGGACCUUCCGAAAAUCUCUCCUACACCCUCAUCUUCAAGGGCUACACCACCCCCAUCACCCUCCCCGCUGUCUGCCUCAAACCGAUCUCUGAACAACCCGCCGAAUCCCUCGAACUGGCCCCCCCUUCGACGCUUGGAGGAGUCAAGCGAAAGCUCUCUGCAGCCGAGGAAGAGAAGGAGAAGGAGAAGAGGAAGAAGAAGAAUGAUAAGUGGGCGGAGAAGCAGAAGGAAAAGACGCAAGAGACUUUGCAGAAGAAGAGCGCUUGGGAGAGUUUCGGCAAGAAGGCUGCGAAGAAGGGACACAAGAUCGGAGGGCUGGAAGGCAAAUCGAUUUUCCGAACGCCCGACAACCCCACUGGGAAAGUUGGAGUCGUCGGGAGUGGUCAAGGAGUUACCUCGUACGACAAGAUGGGCAAGCACAAAUUCAACGCUGCCGGUCAGAGGGAAGAUUAGGACCGGACUUUUCCAUCUCCGUGACACGAACCUUCGCGUUUCUAUGGGAAUGCUCGUGAAGAGGGAAGCGAGAGAGAUGCAACGAGCCAGGGCUUCAUAUCGAUGGAGGCUGACCUCAUAUACCCAACGGAUUCCGUUGAAUAGCCUAUCCGUCCCUAUCCCAUACAAACAACUUACAACACCAAUGGAAUGCAAGACCCGCCGGCCCCCGAUCAAAUCUGAUCUUCUCGACGAAAUGGGAGGGCAAAAUAUCGUGGAUGAGUCUUUCUGCCCCUUUCGUAACUACCUUUUUCCGAAUAUCUCAACUGGACAAACCGGUCUGAACAUGAACGAAUCUCUUCCCCCUUCCCUCUCGUAAUUUAUCUUUACUAUCCCUUGACGGUGGUAUGACUGGAUUGGGUGCUUGGCUGUAUCGUUUUUUAACUUCGAUCCUAUUUGUAACCGGCAUGAUAUUAUGACAUUGUCUACUUCGGCGA
Molecule: messenger RNA, 1260 nt
Organism: Filobasidium floriforme
Lineage: Eukaryota; Fungi; Basidiomycota; Tremellomycetes; Filobasidiales; Filobasidiaceae
Exons: 5
Coding region: 44-784 (246 amino acids)
Biological process (GO): negative regulation of DNA-templated transcription
Molecular function (GO): DNA-binding transcription factor activity
Source: RefSeq, a predicted model, not a curated record